Messenger RNA from Salvia hispanica, 1017 nucleotides. Its product is annotated as REF/SRPP-like protein At1g67360. Lineage: Eukaryota; Viridiplantae; Streptophyta; Magnoliopsida; Lamiales; Lamiaceae. The record is from RefSeq and is a predicted model, not a curated record.
UCCACACCCUCCUUCUCCCUCCUUCUUAAACCCCCUUUCACUCCCUAGAUUCUAACGUCAAUUCCAUAACCUAUCAAUUUCUUCUGCAAACAUUAACCUACUAACUAUCAAUUUCUCCUUAAUUUCAGAUUCCCCGCCGACGAGAAAUGGCUACGGCUCAGGUUGAGGUUGAGAGGAGUGACGUGCAGCUGAAGCGUCUCGGAUUCGUUAGGUAUCUCGCGAUCAACGCCGCUGUUGUGGUGACGAAUCUCUACGGAUACGCCAAGGAGAACUCCGGUCCCCUCAAAUCCACCCUCGGGAAGGUCGAGACCACCGUCACCGCCGUCGUUGGACCCGUUUGCGACAGAUUCAAAGGCGUUCCUGCUCAUAUCCUCGUUUUUCUCGACAAUAAGGUUGAUGAAGCAAGCUUGAAAUUUGGAGAAUGUGCUCCGGCUGCAGCUAAGGCAGCGGCCAUAAAGGCUCAGUCGAUAGCGAAGGAAGCAUCUCGGAUUGUGCACGAGCUCGUUGAGGAAGCUAAAGUAGAGGGUCCAGUUGCAGCCAUUUCCCAUGCUGGCAAGAUCUCAAAGGAUGUUGCAGUGAGCGGAUUGGCCGUGGCGUGGUACAAGGCCAACCAGUUCCCGGCCCUGCACGGAGUCUUGGAGAUAGCUGUCCCGACAGCCGCACAUUGGUCGGAGAAGUACAACAGCGUUGUCAAAGACUUGGCCUCCAAAGGGUACACUGUUUUCAGCUACGUCCCGCUGGUCCCCGUCGAGGAAAUGGAGAAGGCGUAUAAGCAGGUUGAGGCGGCGGCCAAUAAGAAGACGGAUUCUGGCAGCAGCUCGAGUGACUCGGACAAGGAGGAGUAGAUGUAGGGUUGUUCAAGUGUGUGAUGAGUAGGUUUUCGGACUUUGUUUGCCUCUGUAAAUAACUCCUGGACCAACUUGUUAGCUUGAUUAUCAUCCUUCUCUAUCUUGUACAUUUGGCUGAUGCUAAUGCUGUACUAGAAUCCCUCUAUUUGAAGAUGAUGUUGUUGGUUAA